This is a messenger RNA of Fomitiporia mediterranea MF3/22, 1016 nucleotides long. RefSeq lists its product as uncharacterized. The record is from RefSeq and is a predicted model, not a curated record. Bases 1 to 1011 code for a protein of 336 amino acids. NCBI's taxonomy places the organism in Eukaryota, Fungi, Basidiomycota, Agaricomycetes, Hymenochaetales, Hymenochaetaceae. The transcript has 9 exons.
AUGUUUGAAAUCCAUGUUGCCGAUUCCAUCGCGAUUGAACUUGCAUUUAUCGCGGCGCUGGCUCUUUGCAUCAACACGCCGCUCGCUGCAGCCCACGGAUAUGUCCAAACUGUCAUUGUAGCUGACUUCGCGUAUCCAGGUUGGAAUCCCUUCAGUGAUCCAUUUACAAACCCAACACCAGAACGUGUUAUCCGCAAGAUACCAAGCGAUGGCCCUAUUACGGACGACCAAGAUCAAGAUCUUGCCUGUAAUAAGGGCGGUGAAAGCGGGGCAGCCCUCGUUGCUCAAGCCUCGGCGGGCAGUGUCGUUAAGUUUGAGUGGACAAACUGGCCAACAGAUCACUUAGGGCCAGUGUCCACCUACAUGACAUCUUGCGGAGACGAUUGUACCAAUUUUGACGUCAACGGGGCCAAUUGGUUUAAGAUCGAUGCGGACGGAUACAGUAAUGGUCAAUGGGCGUCUGCUAAACUAAUAUCCAACAACAACACAUGGACCAGCACAAUCCCUUCCGCUUUAGCGUCGGGACAAUACCUCAUGCGAAAUGAGAUCGUCGCUUUACAUUCCACCGGUGCACCUCAAUACUAUCCGAGCUGCACUCAAGUAGAAGUAAACGGUGGUGGAAGCGCGCUACCUUCUUCCGAUGAAACUGUGAAGAUCCCUGGCCUCUACAAUGGCGUUAGUUUCCCGGAUAUAUGGACACAAACGUUUGAUUCAUGGGCGCCUCCGGGCCCCACCGUCGUUUCAUUUGCGGACACCUCGGGUGAUCCAAAUAGCGCCAGUUCUGGCUCUUCUGGCUCCGGAAACAACCCAACAGGUUCGGCGGGUCAGCCUCAUAGUUCCGCAGGUUCGAAUUCUUCAGAAGCUGGUUCUAAUGCUUCGACAGGUCAAUGUCGACUGGUAGAUCUUACCGCGCAAAGUUACCUUGUCCGGCGUUCCUUAAUGGCUAGGCUCAAGAACUUCCCGACUGAUGUUUCAUUUAUUCUUCGUUCACUCAGGGGUCCACUUAUUUAAAGUCU